Molecule: messenger RNA, 2948 nt
Organism: Amaranthus tricolor (Joseph's coat)
Lineage: Eukaryota; Viridiplantae; Streptophyta; Magnoliopsida; Caryophyllales; Amaranthaceae
Exons: 9
Coding region: 173-1897 (574 amino acids)
Source: RefSeq, a predicted model, not a curated record
UCCAACAGUACAAAAAACUAAAAUUUUACAACAAUCUGCAUGGAGCUCUUCACAAAGCGGUUUAGUGUGUCUCUCCUGUCUCCACCACAUCAACAUUAGCAUUUAGCAUCUGCAUCGCUUCAUCGGUGGUUAUCAGAUUGAUUCAUGUGAAUAUAUACCAAUACCCUAAAAAAUGGCGAUUUCAACAACUCAAUUUCAAUCAGACAUGCUUCGUUUUUCUCAGCAAUUUUCCUCAAUUUUCCGCCAUAUCUCGUCGUCUCCCUUAAAUUACCGUCACCAUGUUCCGUUACUCUUAAUGGUCAAAGCAUUCUCAAACGAUGCCGUUCAGAAGGUCGUCAACAAACCCUCAAUUUGCACCGCUGAUGAGCUUCAUUAUGUCCAUGUGUCUGACUCUGAUUGGCGUCUCGCUCUCUGGCGUUAUCAUCCCAAUCCUAAGGCUCCUACUAGGAAUCAUCCGCUUCUGUUGUUGUCAGGUGUUGGCACCAAUGCUAUUGGUUAUGAUCUUUCGCCUCAGUCUUCAUUUGCUCGUUACAUGUCUGGUCAAGGAUUUGAUACAUGGAUUCUUGAAGUUAGGGGGACCGGAUUGAGCAUGCACUCUACACACUCAAAAGAUAUUGAGCAGUCAGCUCAUGAUAUAUCUAGUAGGAUGGAGUCUGCCGCUGAAAAGGCAAAAAAUGAUGUCGUUCACUCAGGGAAGUCUUCAGAUGUUGAGGAUGGGGCAUUAGUUGAUGCUGAUGUCCCUGCUAUUAAUGGAGCUCCAGUUACUGUUCCAACAGUGUGGAAUGAAUCAGAACUUGUUACUAAAUCGACCGAAACUUUUAUGAGUUUGUCUCAGAGGCUCUCUGGAUUUCUCGGUGAAAGUGAAUCAAGAAUUAUAUCUACCAAAUUAUUUGAUCAGCUUCAGAAGCUCUUGGAAGAUUCUCAACUACUUGAUUGCUUCAAUGAGAUUAAGGGAAAAUUUUUGAGUUUGUUAGAAACUAAUGAUAGCUCUUCUGCAGCUAGUCCAUUAACAGAUCUAAGCCAGAGGCUAGUGAACGUCUUUGAAGAAGGGCAGCGCUCGGUAUCACCCCAGUUCUUUGAUUUGCAGUCCCGUUUUUUCACUACAAUAGAAGACUUCCAUAAACAGCUUGACUUGAUGAUGAAGUAUGAUUGGGAUAUUGAUCAUUACUUGGAGGAAGAUAUUCCAGCUGUGAUGGAAUAUAUAAUGACUGAAAGCAAGUCUAAGGACAAUAAAUUGCUUGCUAUUGGACACUCAAUGGGGGGCAUAUUGCUGUAUGGGAUGCUAUCCAGAUGCGGAUAUGAAGGUAGAGACCCUGGAUUAGCAGCUAUUGUAACCUUGGCAUCUUCACUUGACUACACCACUUCCAAAUCAUCACUGAAGAUGCUCCUGCCUUUUGCGAAUCCUGCACAAGUCCUAAAAGUUCCUGUUGUUCCACUAGGAGCCAUGCUAUCAGCUGCUUACCCACUCUCAUCAAGUCCUCCGUAUGUUUUAUCUUGGCUGAAUAAUUUGAUAUCAGCGGAGGACAUGAUGGAUCCAGAGUUGUUAAAGAAGCUUGUUCUGAAUAGUUUCUGUGCUAUACCAGCUAAACUUCUAUUGCAGCUAACAACAGCUUUCCGAGAGGGUGGAUUACGUGAUAGGAGUUGUACCUUUUUCUACAAGAAUCAUUUGCACAAAAUUAGUACUCCAGUGUUAGCUCUCGCAGGAGACCAUGAUCUAAUUUGCCCUCCUGAAGCUGUUUAUGAAACUGCCAAACUUAUUCCUGAUCACUUGGUGAAGUAUAAAGUUUUUGGACAACCUGGAGGUCCACAUUAUGCACACUAUGAUUUAGUUGGAGGAAGAUUGGCUGUGGAUGAAGUAUAUCCUUGUAUAGUUGAGUUUUUGAGCUCUUAUGACUAGGAACUGGAUAAAAGCCAGGAUGCUGUAGUACAAGGAACUUUUUCGGUUUUUCACAUGACAUUUACGCCCAAGGAUGAAGCCGUUGUAUGUCACCUUGGUUUGUGCUUAUUUCUUUCGUUGUACAUAGAAUGAAAAGGAAGUUCCUGUUCAAGGUAACCCACCCCUCUUACAACGACGUGAAUGUUAACAGAGGCUGUCCGGCUGAAUCUAGCCUGCUAAGUGCUAACCAUACUUAACGCCCACGUUUUGUGAUCGGAAGUUCAGAACUGUACAUAUAUAUAUAUAUAAUAAAUGGUUUCUGUUUAUUUUCACUUGUAACUUAUUUUCUUUACCUUGUUCAUAUGAUGUGAAAAUAGUUACUUCACUUGUAACGUACAUAUAAAUGUUGUUACUUCGAUUUGGAAAAUUUGAUUUCAAUAUGGUGAGAUUUUUAUUAGCGGCGAGUAAAACUAUCAGUUAUGUACCGCAACCGCAAGCUUCAGUUUAUUAGAUAUGAAUUUUGAAAAUAGUUGCGGCAAUUAUUGAUAUGAAUUUGAUGGGUAUUAGUUUAUUAGAUGAAUAUGUAUAUGAAAAAUUUUAAACAUCAUGGGCAAUAGUUGGUAUAUAUUUAUUACAAGAAUAUUUGGUAAAUAUAUUUUGGAAAUAUUGGGAAUAUUUGAUUGGAAUAUAAUCUUUGGGUAAAUAUCUUGUAAUUAGGCAUAAUUGAUGUAAUUAAUAAAUGUGAGCAAACUAAAACCAUGUCUAUUGCAUUUUAUUAUGGAAAAUUAAAGGUUUUGUGGGAUGAAUUUGCAAAUUUACAACCUUUAAUUAAUUGUAAUUGUGGUAAAUGUACUUGUAAUGUGGGCAAGCAACAUGAAAAACGACGUGAAGAUGAUAUGUUGCAACAAUUUUUGCUUGGCUUGUAUUCGGAGUAUUAUGCGCAAAUUAGAUCUAAUAUACUUGCUUAAGAUCCUUUGCCAUCAUUGAACAAAGCCUACCAACAAGUGUCUCAAGAGGAGCUUGUUCGUGGCCUUGCUCGUGUUCAAACCGAACCCUCAUCUGCUGUAGGAUU